GUUAAUAAUCAUGUCAUCAAACGCUAGUAGUGAAAAAAUGCUGUAUUUCUUCAUGAAUUUUUGUCUGCUCAUCAGCAUCGAAAUGCACCAAUGAGGCGUUAGCAUAUUAUUCUCUUCAUUUAUGUUGCGUUCGUCGAACGCGGCUAAUCUAACAAAAGACAACCGUCGACAUAACCUAACUUAUUGCGUGUUAUUUUUUAAUUCUCUAUAAACACUCGAAAACCGAAGUGUAAAGGAAUGUUUCAUGGAAUUCAAUAGAAAAUCUACUAUCACCAAGGAUGAUGUUCGAGUAAGUAAACGCCUAUCUUGGCUGUUAAGACACGGUGCAUUGAACGAGGGUCUACAUUUAUCUACCGAAGGGUUUAUACCGCUACAACAGAUUUUGGAAAGUAAAGGUUUUGAAUCUGUUUCUAUCAGUGACAUUGAACGCAUCGUGUUGAACAACGAUAAGCAGAGAUUUACAUUAAGAACAUCAGAAACAGGAAUAUUGGAAAUAAAAGCAAAUCAGGGUCACUCAAUUGACGUACGAAGGUUGGAACUGACGCCUUUAACAGAUCCUAAAAAAGUUCAAAAUGUGAUUCACGGUACCUACUUUCAAUUUUGGAAGUGCAUUAAGAAGGAGGGGUUGUUUCGUGGAAAACGUAUGCAUAUUCAUUUCUCCGAGCAUCUGCCUGGUGCUAAAAAUAUUAGUGGAAUUCGUGCCUCAGCGGAAAUUUUUAUAUAUGUUGAUCUAGCAAAAGCACUGUCUCAGGGGUUGAAGUUUUAUAUAUCACCAAAUAAUGUAAUUUUGAGUCCUGGUAAUGAGCAGGGUUACGUAAAACCAGACUAUUUUAUGAAAGUGUGUCGAGCCAGCGAUGGUCAUUUAGUAGAUGUGUAAUCACUUUGUGUGUAGAUAAAUUAAUUAAUUUAGUAA
Messenger RNA from Photinus pyralis (common eastern firefly), 913 nucleotides. Its product is annotated as tRNA 2'-phosphotransferase 1. The transcript is spliced from 3 exons. Gene Ontology annotation, molecular function: tRNA 2'-phosphotransferase activity. Gene Ontology annotation, biological process: tRNA splicing, via endonucleolytic cleavage and ligation. Bases 245 to 877 code for a protein of 210 amino acids. NCBI's taxonomy places the organism in Eukaryota, Metazoa, Arthropoda, Insecta, Coleoptera, Lampyridae. The record is from RefSeq and is a predicted model, not a curated record.